Molecule: messenger RNA, 4755 nt
Organism: Daktulosphaira vitifoliae (grape phylloxera)
Lineage: Eukaryota; Metazoa; Arthropoda; Insecta; Hemiptera; Phylloxeridae
Gene: Sec16
Exons: 25
Coding region: 181-4455 (1424 amino acids)
Biological process (GO): Golgi organization; COPII vesicle coat assembly; autophagy
Cellular component (GO): endoplasmic reticulum exit site; ER to Golgi transport vesicle membrane
Source: RefSeq, a predicted model, not a curated record
CUAUUUAGUAUUUAAUUUAUUAUUUGUGAAAGUUCAUUUCAUUCAUAAGAAAUUAAUGUAAAUACUUAAAAUUGUUAUAGUAAUUGUUAUAAUAUACAAAGUAUAUUUUAAAUAAAUAUGACUGUUUUAUACUAAAAAAAUAGCUAGCAAUUGUUAGAAUAGUUUAAAUGGUAAACAAAAAUGUCAAGUAAUAAUUUUUGGAACAAUGUCGAUAAUUCCUCCUCAAAUUAUCAACAACAAUCAAAUGAAAAUUCUCAGCAAAAUGACGAAUGGAGCUGGGGAGGAUCUGAUGAUUGGGGAUAUGUAGAUCAAACAAAAAAUAGUAAAAUUUACAAUACACAACAGAAUGUUGACUUGUAUGGUAGUGGUAACUAUCAUUCUAGUUCACCUAGUAAUCAACAUUUAAGUAGUAAUUCUGGAACAUCUCAACCUACAAUUUUAAAUAAUUCUGAACAAAGUUAUGAUAACGGAAUAGAAAAUGGUCAUAAUUUUACAAAUCCUAAUACUAAUUGGUAUAGAAACUCAGAAAACCUAUCUAAUUCAGUUCAAAGUACAAUAACAAAUAACUCAUAUCUACAAAAUGAAAGCAUUGGCCAUAAAAAAAUUAAUAAUGUCACAGAAAAUGAAGGAAAUUUUUGGACAGAUGUAGAAAAUAGUGAAAUAUUACCACCAGAGUCAUUUCAAAAUGAUUCACUGCAAAAUGCAAUGAAUAAUUUGCAAAUAAGUAAUGAGGUCAGAAGUUCUAAAAUAAAAGAAAAUUCAAGUAAAGAUCUAAGAAAUAAUUAUACUCUAGAAAAUGAUAGACCACCAGCUGGAUUACAUAGAUUGGUUACUGGUCAAACAAAAUCAUUUGAAGAUUGCUGUAACUCAGAAAAUAAAGACAUUGAAUCUUAUGGUCCUCAACCUUUUGAUGUUCGUACAGUACCAGGACAAUUGAGUGAUGAAGAUAUUCCUGUACAGCGACAUGUAACUGGUUCUCAUCUUGAAGCUAGAUCUGUAGAUAAUAAUUCUAAUGCACAAAACAUAGAUAGUAACUCUGUUACUUCAAAUAGACUUCCUUCUAUAGAGCAGUUUCAGAAUCAGUUUGAAGGUCAUUCUAGACAAGUCUUACAUAGAGAUUUUGAGGAUUUUGUAAGUCAACCGACUAAUGAUCAAAAAAUUGAUGAUUCAACAAAAACAGACAUAGAUAACAGUUUUAGUUCAUUCAGAAGUGAGUCUUGUUUUGAAUUAACAGAACCUCUUACAGUUGUAAAGAAAAAUAGGCCUAGAGACUCAGAGGUUUUUGAAAGGACAGGACCAGAUGGGUAUAUGAAUGAAUCAAGUCCCUAUAUUAGAUCAACAGUUCAACAAAAUCAGAAGAAACUAGUCAUAGAUUCUCAAGAAAAUAAUUUAAAAUUAUCAAAUUCAAUACACCAUGAUAAUUCAGAGAUAUAUCAAGAAUAUGAUAAAUCAGAAAAACAUCUAGAUAAAAAACAUGCUCCACCACCAGGUUUUCAUAGAAUGGUUGAAGGUAAUAUUGGAGAAAGUUUUCAAAAAUCUAGACCUCCAAAAAAUAUCCAAAAAAAUGAAGAACGUCUGAGGCGACAUUCAAUAGAUUCUGAUUCAUCAUUACCUAUGACAAGUACUAUGUCUGAAGAUGGUCAUAAAAAUUUAAAAAGGGUUGUGCAACAAAAAAAGUAUUCCAAAAAUAUUGAUCGCCACCAAAUUCGAGAUAAAAGAUCAUAUAGACAUCCUAGAGAAAGUGAAGAAGACUAUAAUUUUUAUGAAGAAGAAGAAGAUAAUGUUUCUUUAAGUCCCCCAGAAUUAGAUUCAGAUUACAGAUUAUAUCUUCGCAACCAAAAUUCAAAACGUCACAGACUUCGAAAACCUCAUGAAAAUUAUGAACAUAUGGACAUGGAAUACUUAAGUGAAUAUGAUGACUACGACGAAUAUGAAAGAAGGAGACGUUAUAGGUCUAAAUAUUUAUUAAAGAAUGACAUUGGCAAAAACUUAAGAAGUCCAGAAUCUGAUCGUUAUAGAAGACCUCCAAUACGACAUCACCGGGAUAGAAGAUAUCCAGAAGAUAUGAGUCAUUAUUAUAGAAGGGAGGAUAUUAAUUACAAAAGGCCACCUAGUAGAACAGAUUCUGAUUAUCAUAGAAGAUAUUCACCUGUACCAUUUCAAGAUUACUCAACUCAUAUAGAAAUGCUUGAUCCCUAUGAAAGAAAAAAUUUCUUGUUGAAAUUUAGAGAAACUAAUCCUAAAGCUUAUACAGAGUGGUAUGCAAAUUAUAAAACCAAAGUAGAGAUGCAAAAAUUAAUCUCACGAACAAAAAAUGGUUCAGAAUGUAGUACACCUAUAUCUCAACCACAUGUACAUGAUGUAGCUUCUUUAACUCUGGAGCAAGAGAAACAAAGAGAAAUUCAUCGUACUACACCACCUAGAUAUCCAAAAUAUCACAUUAAUGCAAAAAUGAAUAAGACUAUUGGAAAACUGAUCAUGCUGGAUUCAUCUAAUUCAACUUUAGAAGUUUUUAAAGUCUCACCUGAUUUAGACAACAAAGAAGCUAUUGAACUUUUUAAAUUUCCUUCUCCUUUUGUUAUAGGUAAAACACAUAAAAAUGUUGUUGCACAAUAUUUAAAUCGAUUAGUAGAUGAGGCAUCAAAUAAUUCUGAAAGAUUGUUGUAUGAAUUAAUUUGUAUGAUAACUAAAAGAAGUGGAUCAGUUGAUGGAACAGAUGUAUCUGAAUUGUUAAUGGAAAAUGUUGCUAAAUAUCCAUCUAACGGUGUUUUAUUAGAUAGUAUAAGUUCUAAAAAUGAUAAAGAAUUAACAAAUGAACCUUUAACAAGUUUUAGAGAUUUUUUACUACAAGGAAAUACAUCAGAAGCACUAGAAUUUGCUUUACAAAGUCAAAACUGGGGAUUAGCUUUUGUCCUAAGUUCAUUUACAGACUUAAAAACUUUUAACUAUGUUAAGUCUAAAUUCUUCCAAACAAUACCUCUAAAUGACACAUUACAGACAUUUUUCCAGCUGAAUAGUGGAAAAAUACCAUCAUGCGUAACUUGCUGUUCAGACAACUCAUGGGGUGAUUGGAGAGAACAUUUAGCAAUGAUUCUAAGUAACCAACAUGUGAAUUUGAAUAAUGCUUAUAAUGCUGUAUUACAACUUGGGGAUACUUUAGGAACUAAAGGUGAUCUAUUUGGUGCUCAGUUUUGUUAUAUAACUUCUCAUAUGCCAAUUGAACCUGGAAUGCCAUCCAAAUUUACUCUUUUAGGCACAAAUUCUAAUCAACCAUUUAAUACUAUGGUUUCAAAUCGUGCCAUAUUGAUAACUAGUGCAUAUGAAUUUGCAAUUAGAUUAAACCAAAAUCAUUUUUAUAUUCCUAGCCUUUUGCCCUAUAAAUAUUUACUAGCAGUACGAUUAGCUGAAUAUGGUGAAGGUGAAUAUGCACUGCAACAUUUAGAAGCUAUUGCAACACAAAUAAUUGUAUCACCCAGCUCUGUAUAUUCAGGAUUUAUAUCAAAUGUUGUAGAUUUAAGUACAGACUUGCAUUAUUUGCUAACGUCAAAUUUAAAUAUAGCAGGUGUAAUAGAUACAUUAGACUGGUUAGAAGAAUUGAAACUCAUUUUAUCAGAAUUAAGAAAAGAAUAUAACUCUGUUAAUGAUUAUAUACAGACACCACAUGUUGAUCAACAAAAAAACCCUACACCUAUUAUCAAUGAACCAACUGUAGAACAUCAAUCUUUACCAGAUACUAAAAUUGAUUAUUCUAUAAGUUAUCAAGCACCUGUCAUCCAAGAUCCUCCAAAUGUUCAACAACCUUCAUCAGUUAAUCCAUAUUGGCAGCCUAGUUCUAUUUCUCAACCCUUAGUUGAACCAUCUCCACAAGCUGAAUUAACAAAUUAUUAUGACCCUUCAUCUAUGUUGGGAGAUGUAAAUAUUCAUAGUAACCAGAAUGAAAUGACAUCUGAAAUUUCAACCAUAUCUCCUGAUAUGACAUUGACUGCUCCUGUUGAACCAGAAAAUAUUAUUUCAACUGAAUCAAAGUUUGGAUUUUUCGACAGACAAAUGGCUGAGUUAGAACCUAAGGUUCCAAACAAUAAUGAAAAUAAACCUUCAAUUAAAAAAGAUAAUGAUAAUAGAAGACAGCAAAAAGAUAAGAAUUCAUGGCUUGGAGGAUUAACUAAAUUUUGGAAGCCUUCCAAUAAUACUGAUCAGUCUAUUGGAAACAGCAUUGGUAGUGAUGCAACAUCUCAACAAGCAGCUCCACCUAUGGAUUCAGAGUUAAAUUUUAAUCCAGUAGCUAAUAGUUCACCAGCUACCCAAAACCAGAAUCAGUUUAAAAUUCAACGUAAACGAGGUGCAAAAGAUAUGUAUGUAAAUGUAAUGAACAAUACUAAACAAAUGGAAAAUAUAACCCCAGAUUCAAUUUUUCAAAUGAAUCAAUCUACAGCUGUUUACAAUCCGUCUCAGUGAUUACAAAACUAGUUGAUUUUAAUUAUUCAGUAAAUUUUAACUAUUACUCAUUAAAAGACAUGUAGAAGUUGAUAAAAUAAUAUUAAAAUUUGGUGGUUUUAUUAAAUUUAAUUACAAUACAGAAUUUGUUGUGACAUAAAAUUUGUAUACAACAUAAAUAUUUAAUUGUGAUAUUAUGCAGUAUAUCAUAUCUGGUUUUAUUAUACUUAAAUAUUUCAAAUUUACUUCAAAUUAGUCCAUUUAUUCCCAUACAUAAAUAAUAGUAGUUUUACAAUAAUUAAACCAUGUAUAAUUAUUUUC